Molecule: messenger RNA, 2057 nt
Organism: Betta splendens (Siamese fighting fish)
Lineage: Eukaryota; Metazoa; Chordata; Actinopteri; Anabantiformes; Osphronemidae
Gene: nudt13
Product: nudix (nucleoside diphosphate linked moiety X)-type motif 13
Exons: 8
Coding region: 249-1298 (349 amino acids)
Molecular function (GO): hydrolase activity; metal ion binding
Source: RefSeq, a predicted model, not a curated record
CUAAUUUAAACUAACAGUUUCCCUUUGCUUCCAAUCUUUGUGCUAAGCUAUGCUAACAGUUUUUCUUGGCUUCCAGUCUUUGUGCUAAGCUAUGCUAACAGUUUCCCUUUGCUUCCUGUCUUUGUGCUAAGCUAUGCUAACAGUUUCCUUUUGCUUCCAGUCUCUGUGCUAAGCUAUGCUAACAGUUUCCCGUGCUUCCAGUCCUUGUGUAAAGCUCAUUCUGUCUUCUAUCAUCAUGACUUGCAGCCAUGUGGAGCCGUCUAAGGACCAUCCUCCCCUCCCCUAAUUGUCUACCACCCCGCUGGUGCUCAGGUUUUGUCUCCAGGAUGAGGUACAUGAACCGGCUGAAGGAGGAUGACACUGCGUGUCUCUCAGCUUUGCACAACGGUCAGAUUUUCCUCUUCCACCAUUUGUCUCCUUUGCUGCAAUGCACUCAGAGAGGGACCCUCAGGCCGGCAGCCCUCGCCACCUCAGAUGUGCAGUCAGUCCUGGAGAGACUUGGUUCAGAUGGUUCCCUGGUGAAGAAGUCAGUUCUGGUCAGCUGUUUGGAGCAGAACCAAGCUCAGUUUUGUCUGGAUGUCGGGGAACUGGAUCAGGUGUCAGUAGAAGAAGCGUGUGAGGGAAAAUUCCUCGACCUGAGGAAAUCUUUAUUUCUGCUGACAACAGCAGAGGCGCCCAUACUGGCCAAGGGUCAGGCUCUGCUGCGCUGGCAUCAAACCAGCAGGUUCUGCAGUGCUACGGGUCAGCUGACCCACCGCAACCAGGCAGGCAGUCAGAGAGCUUGCAGCAGCAAUGGCAUCAUCUACUAUCCUAAGAUGUCUCCAGUGGUGAUCGUGCUGGUGUCUGACGGGAGGCGCUGUCUGUUGGGCCGACAGCCGGCCUUUCCUCUGGGAAUGUACAGUGCUUUGGCCGGCUUCUGUGACAUGGGUGAGUCUCUGGAGGAGGCUCUUUGCAGGGAGGUGGCAGAGGAGGUGGGUUUGGAGCUUCAGAGCAUCACCUACAGCUCCUCACAGCACUGGCCGUUCCCUCACAGCUCCUUGAUGUUGGGCUGCCACGCCACCGUUAGCCCCGCCCACACUCAGCUGCAGGUGGACCAUGCAGAGUUGGAGAAUGCUCGCUGGUUUAGUCUGGAGGAAAUCACAUCCGCCCUAAAGCUGCAGACUCCCCCCCAGAGGGGAGACUCCCCUGCUCUGUGGCUUCCACCAAAGCAAGCAGUCGCUCAUCGCCUCAUCACAGAGUGGACAAAGCAGCAGCUACUGAAGGACACCGACCAGAAUCAAAGACCAGGAUCCUGCUGAGACCCACCAGUCUGAUCAAAGCUCCAGUUAUGGAUCUACAGCUGGAAGCAUGUUUCAUUAUGGAGGCUUCCAGUAUCUGAUGAGAGGCUUUAAACGUUUCCAUGAAACCUGAACAACAUCACAUCAUGACCGUUCGUGCCCGAAUCAACAUGUAUAUGGACGGUUCUGUUUCACGAUGACCUGGUUAUUGCUAAUGUUCUGUUGGUCAGCAGCUGAGGACACUCAUCGUCCCCGACCAUUUUCAUCAUAGUGUUUAGUAUGUUGGUGUAAAACAUAUCUAUCUCUGAUAUCUACACUCUGACCUGAAGCAAAAUUACUGUAUUCACUGUUGAAAUCUACCGUGUCUGAGCUGCUUUAAGACCAGAAGUGUUUUGAUCCAAACACUCACACACAUCACACAUCCAAACACACCCCUAAACAACACAUGUAAACACAAAGCCAUAGUAUCUGUGAACAUGAUUAGACUGAGUAUUCAAGGGUUUACUCUCAAAAAGUAAAAUUUGUACAGAUUCACUUGUUGUCUUUGUUAUGAAGGUUUUAACAUCUCAAUGAAAACAGUUUCUUUAGUGGCACAGCAGAGGCCGUGGGGUCGUGGUAAAGUCCAGCUCCAUGUCCUCUGUUGCAUUCAGGACGCUCUCUGUUCGUCUUUGCAGGUCCGCGUCGAGUAGAGCUGCUCCAACCGUGAAUCGAUCCUGUUGAGAAAUAAUCCAUCACUGGAAUAAUCAAUCAUGAUUAAACAUGAAAUACUGAACAAGUGCA